Danaus chrysippus (African queen) is the source of this 675-nucleotide messenger RNA. NCBI's taxonomy places the organism in Eukaryota, Metazoa, Arthropoda, Insecta, Lepidoptera, Nymphalidae. The record is from the annotation of a GenBank genome assembly.
CUGUACAAGAGUCUGAGCAACCACAUCACCACCAGCUGCACGUGUUCCUCGACGCCCCAACAGGCCCCACUCGCACCGUGUUCAUCUACCCUCGUCAUCAUCAGCAACGCCCUUUCCAUCAGUUACGAGCGGGGUCUUCGGUCCUCACUUGAUCUCACCAUCGACUCACUGGAGUCUAGUCGCCUCAUCGGAGGAGAGGGACGGCCUUACGCGAGGCGAGCGAGUGGGACAGAGGACGGCGCACACGACGCGGCGACGUCGCCCUCGCUCCCUCACACGGUAUGCGAACGACAGAGAUUGGCAGACGAGAGGCGAGCGACGCUCCUUGGAACGAGCAAAAAUCAGUUGUCAGUUUACAUGAAGAUAAUAAACGAGUUAGGAACAGUUGUCCAAAGAACGGGUUCAUGUAAUGUACUACGACGACCGACUCCUUCACUGUGGACCUUACCUACCCCAAGACACGAUACGUUGACCCUAGCCGCGACCCGGGACCCGCUCGGACCAGGACGAGGAUCUGAUGGAUGGAGAGGAGACGAGCUCGGGAACCUGUUCAGAGUAAUAGUUUAUGACGCGCGCCAUCUAGCGGCCCCUCGAGUGACUCCCGACCUGACGAACUGGCAACGUCGCCCUCGCGACGAGAGCGGAGUGCGCUCUGAGAACUACUCAAUAACAUAA